This is a messenger RNA of Cladophialophora yegresii CBS 114405, 744 nucleotides long. RefSeq lists its product as uncharacterized. The record is from RefSeq and is a predicted model, not a curated record. Bases 1 to 744 code for a protein of 247 amino acids. The transcript is spliced from 3 exons. NCBI's taxonomy places the organism in Eukaryota, Fungi, Ascomycota, Eurotiomycetes, Chaetothyriales, Herpotrichiellaceae.
AUGAAACUCCUCAUAGUCGGCGGAACAGGCUUCGUCGCAACAGAAAUAAUCCGCCAGAGCCUGGCCAGCCCGGAAAUAACCUCAGUAGUAACACUGGCACGCCGACCUGUCGAGGUGCCUCAGAAUCUAGGGGGCCACGUAGGCCCAUCGAAGCUGAAGAGCGUGUUGCUCCAAGACUUCACGAAGUACUCGGAAGAUGUGAAAGCCCAGCUGGAAAAUGUGGACGCUUGUAUCUGGACCCUCGCGAUCACGCCCACCAAGGCGAAGUCCAUGCCGUGGGACGAGGUUGUCAAGGUGUGUCGUGAGUACACGAUGACGGGGCUCCAGGCCAUUGUUGAGGCGCGGCGCCGUGGCUCGGCCAGAUCAACACCCCUCCGAUUCUUGUAUAUGAGUGGGGAGUCGGCCGAGCGGGAUCAAACGAAAACUCCCAGGCUCAUGACCCAGUAUUUGUUGAUGCGGGGAGAAACGGAAAAUCAAAUCCUCGCAUUUGCGGCCUCUCAUCCUGAUCAGGUAGAAGUCACGGUCGCUAAGCCUGGACUCAUUCUGGAGCCGGGUAAUGUUCUCCAUUGGCUGAAGUCUUGGCUUUUGUGGGCUGUGGUUUCGCUGCCGAGUAUCACUGUGGUUGAGAUUGCGGCGGCGAUGCUGGACCAGGUGAUGAAUGGGUUCGAGAAGGAUCCGUUACUGAAUGAGGAUCUUGUCAGGAUCGGGCAGAAGGCGUUGAACGGGACCGAACCAUCAAGUUGA